AUGACGCCAGCGGAGGCGGAGCAGGCAGCGGCGGCAGAGGGCUGCACCGCGACGGCGGAGGAGGGUGCGCUGCUGUACGCGCGCGAGCUGGGAACGGAGGCGUCAGCAGCAGCGGCGGCAGCGGCGGCGGCCGAGUCUAUGACGGCGGCGGAGGCGGAGCAGGCAGCGACGGCAGAGGGUUUGACACUGGUGCGCUCGUCGCGCUCCAGCACCGGGUUCGAAGGCGUGUACGCAAAGUCGAAACGCAUCGGCUUUGCGGUGAGCCGCAGGGUUGAUGGUAGAAUGCAGCAUAUUGGCUGCACCGCGACGGCGGAGGAGGGAGCGCUGCUGUACGCGCGCGAGCUGGGAACGGAGGCGUCCGCAGCAGCGGCGGCAGCAGCGGCAGCGGCGGCAGCGGCGGCAGCGGCGGCAGCGGCGGCAGCGGCGGCAGGGGCGGCGGAGGCGGAGCAGGCAGCGGCGGCAGAGGGCUUGACACUGGUGCGCUCGUCGCGCUCCAGAAGCGGGUUCGAAGGCGUGUACGCAAACUCGAAUGGCAACGGCUUUGCGGUGAGCCGCAGGGUUGAUGGGAGAAAGCAGCAUAUUGGCUGCACCGCGACGGCGCAGGAGGGUGCGCUGCUGUACGCGCGCCAUUUUGGCGCGGAGGCAUCGGCUGCGACCGAUGCAGCGGAGGACGAGUACGCGGGACGCCAGGCGGUCGAGAUGUCGAAUGCAGCCGUAGAAGGGAGUAGAGAGGCACAACCAGCGACGGCGUCAAGGACGCGGCCCAGGCACAAGCUCAUCCACGGACGGCGCGUGCAGCGGCUGAUGGGUCUGCCCGCCGAGAUACACGCCCUCGUGCUCGAGCACCUCGCAGCCAGCGCGCCGCCGGCCAGCUUCGUGGCGUGCGCCGCCGCCUGCGCUGCGCUCUUGGAGGUGUACAUGCGGCACCGCGCUCAGCUCUGGUGCUCUGCGCUCAGCCGCCGGGUUCGCCUCCAGGGUGCCCUGCCCGGUGUUCAGCGCGACUGGCAGGCACUCUACCGCGCAUUACUCGGCGGGCGCGACGGGCUCGAGGCCAAGGGGUGGGCGGACGACAACAAGCUCGACAAUGCGGACGAGAUGCGCCACGCGUGGUGGCAGGCCGACGCGCUGGCGUUCAGCGCCGCCAACGGGCUGGUGCUCGUGCGCUAUCGCGGGUACGAGGACGAGGGUGAAGACGAGUGGAGGCCACUCACGCAGCUGCGCCCUUACGAGGAGCGGCCCUCCGCAUUGUGGCGCUCGACGAAGCGGACCAAGGGUGAGGCGGUGGAGGUGGCAUGGGCGCCGCCAGACCACCCCACUGCUAGGUGGGAAGCCAAGGUGAUCGCGGUCCGCGCACGCAAGGCGAAGGUGCGCUUCCUCGGAUUUGACGCGAGCUGGGACACCUGGCUCCCGCAUGACUCGGACGAACUGUUCCCGGCACGGGCGGGGAUUCCCUCCAACCCGUCAACUUAG
Molecule: messenger RNA, 1470 nt
Organism: Emiliania huxleyi CCMP1516
Lineage: Eukaryota; Haptophyta; Isochrysidales; Noelaerhabdaceae
Exons: 1
Coding region: 1-1470 (489 amino acids)
Source: RefSeq, a predicted model, not a curated record